AUGUCGACGAGGAGCCGGGGCUCCUAUUGCUCCUCAUCAUGGCUGUUAGCCCCGUUGGUACUGCUUUCCCUGUGCAGAGGUGAGUGCGGCUACAGUAAUCGUUUGCAGAGUUGAGCGCGGAAGAACUCAACGGAAGAAUUUUUAUAUUUUUUUGAAAAUUGUUUCAUGAAAUGUGAUCAACUGACGAAAUGUAGAGCAAAGUGAACUGUGCUCAUAGAAAAAUAAUUGUAAAUUUAGCUUUUUAUACAAAAAAGUUAUUCGAGUUGUUCCGUGAAAAAAGGGGGCCAACGGAACAACUCGAAUAACUUUUUUGUAUGGAAAGCUAAAUUUACAAUUAUUUUUCUAUGAGCAGAGUUCACUUUGCUAUACAUUUCGUCAGUUGAUCACAUUUCAUGAAAAAAUUUUCUAAAAAAAGAUAAAAAUGCUUCCGUUGAGUUCUUCCGCUCAACUCUGAUCGUUAGAGCGCAUGCACCAUGUGGAUCGAACUUUUGCUAUAAAACAUGUCUUAGAUUUCGGUUUGAGUGCCUGACAUCACCUCGCACAUCUUCUUGUCCGUUUUUGCAUUCUAGUUUUACUCGGAAACGCACCAAGGCCAUCACUGACCCAUUUAUGACGGCGGGAAACAACAUGUUUGAUGAUUUGGGGGAAUUGCGGUCUUAAGGGCAAAAAAGAUGCGAAUAUUUGUGUUGGGAACCGGCGCGAUUUUGUGAAGGCUAACCGCAAAAAAUGUUUAUUACAGGGACCCAUCAGAUUGCCAAAAAUUUUGUCAACUCCUCAACUCCACAUCUACGACCCACGUUCGUCGUCAAUUUCGACACCUCGACAGUCGUUUGCCAGCACAGGUGAGAGUUCGUAUGGUGCAUCGGCCAGUGUUCGAAACAUGGUUUCUGGUGUUCCCGACGCGAUUUUAUCACCCCGUUUCGACCUCAAAAUAUUAUUCAAACGUUCGGCCCGCCAAGUGCCAAUUAACAGAUAUUGUGGCGUCGCAACCACAAAGCGUAUCAAGAAGGUGUCAUAAAAAGGGUCUUCUCGAAGCCAUGUUCGAUUGUUUGCCGAAUGUUUUAACCUUGGCCAAAUGGUACUGGCACACCGAGGCACACGAGAGACAAAAAAGGAACAAUUUCAUGCGUGAUUGCGGUUGAAAUGAGACAUUUCGCUGCGAAAAUUCGUGGUGGUGGCAAUUUGAAUUUGAAUUUGAAUUCGAAUUCAGUAAGGGGAACAUGACCGUGUGCUAGGGGAAUGAUGCACCAUGUUCGGAACAUGUUCUAGGACAAAACACAUGUUUUCAAACGCAUAAACCGCCAACAUUUUCAGUUCUGACCCGACAGACUUGCACAUCCACAACAUGAGCUCACUUUGCGACGGAAAACAAGACUGUUUCGCGAGUCCGGCGAUGCACGACGAAGUUUUUCCCUAUUGCGGUACUAUCGUACUUUUCCGGGAACUCAAUACAAUAUAGCCGUUUUGCAGAGCACAAAUGCGAGUGCAACGGAAAAGGCGCGUGUCUGUACGAUGGCGCCAAACCGCAGUGUUAUUGUGAUUCCGGCUUUUCCGGUACGGCGUGUGAACUUCAAGACAAGAAUGAGUGUCUGGAGCAUCCGUGUCACUUGAUGGCUCAAUGCCAGAACACCCUGGGCUCCUACGAAUGUCGCUGUCUGCCCGGAUAUCAGGGGAAUGGGCACGAGUGCGCUGACAUCGACGAGUGCUCCGAGAAAACGAUCGCUUUUUCGCAGUGUCCAGAACAUUCAACGUGUAUCAAUCUGCCGGGGACCUAUUAUUGCAAUUGUACUCAAGGAUUUAGCCCGAAGGUACGUAAAGUUUUCAAAAAAAGGGCGUUAUUCCGUUGCGGGGAAUCGAACCCCGGCCUUAUGGGUGAGAGCCAUAAAUCCUAACCACUAGACCACAACGGACUGGCGGAACAGAGGCGGCGAGGGUAAUGCUAUUACUGCGUCGCGGCGGCUGCCCGCCGGCCGGAAUAUCAUCGCCCUCAGCGACCCAUUUCUCUCACACAUAUCAUGAGUCAUAUGUCAGUCCGGGGUUCGAUUCCCCGCAACGGAAUAUUUAUUUUACAAAGUUUGAUUAUGUUGUGUGGUGUUAUUCUACACACACAAAGAUAUUGUCGUUAUCAUACACGGUCUCCAGAGCUGACAAUAUGGGCGUGGCCUCGGCGGCCAAAUGGCGUUUUUAUGAAUUGAGCAGGUUUUCUCUGAUUUUUGUGGUCAACGGCGAUGAAAAAUGAUUGUUCGACAUGAAAACACACUAAUUCUCAGAAUUAAUGACAUUUUGGCGCUUUUUUCGCGGACUUUGCUUUUUCGCCUUCGCCGCCGAUCGCCGCCUCAAAACCGCACUUCCCAUUUUGCGUUUUCUUGACCGUUUUCAGACAGAAUUGGUUUUGCGAAUGAUAAAUCACGUAAAUACAAGCAUUUUGAGCGCUCGAACCGCGAAAACUACCGAAAAGCAACUGAAAUUCACGCAGUUUUAGCCAAAAACCUUCAAACGGAUAAAUGUGAUUUGCGACUAGACCAAAUUUAACGCUCUUGCGCUUAAAAAAUUCGUAAUAGCCUAUAUAAUCGGUCUAUCGAGAGACAAAUGAGAGAUUAUCGGUUUUUCGUGGCUAAUCUGGCAAAAAAACACAAAUUUUGCUGUUAAAAUUUGAAUUUCGCGCCAAUGUAUCGCUCUAUUAGGCGGGCAUUGUCAGCUCUGGAGACCGUGAUAUCAUAAUUUUGACCUAGAGAAGUAUUUGAUCUUCGUGGCGGCAAGCAAGCCACUCGAUUGCCAUCAGGACAUCACAGAUUCACUCGGAAAUUGCAGGGAAACCAGGGAUCCGGCCUGGACAAGUGUGUGGACAUCAACGAAUGCGAGACCGAUGCGCACAAUUGCGAGAAAAACGAAAUUUGCGAGAAUACCGUCGGCUCGUUCAAAUGCGUCACAAAAUGCUCGCCCGGAUACGAGCUGAUCGACGCAAAGUGUGAGGAUGUGAACGAAUGCGCUUCGGAUGCGCUUCACAAGUGCGACGUCAGAGCCGAGUGCAUAAAUACUGUGGGCGGGUACGAAUGCGAGUGCGACGACGGUUUCGAUGGCGACGGAAAAAACUGUCAACGUUAGUUUUCUCACGGCGACCAAAAAUGUAGAAAGGGGCGUGUCCUAGCGUUUAUCACCAUUUUGGCGCGAAAUUCGAAAUUUAACCCCAUUUUUCACGUUUUUCGUCAAAAAUUAUCCAAAUUUUGUACGAUUUCGACGAUACGAUUGCAUAACUUUGUUAAACUAAUCAUCGCGCACUUUUUGAGCUUAAAACGAGCAGGUUUCAUUCAGAAAUGAAUCAAUUGAAUCGAUUUUCAAGUUUUGUGCUGAAAAUGCGCGAAUUUCAGUCAUUCGCCGAUACUUUUUGCCGUUUGAACGCUUAAAAUACUUGUAUUACCAGCGCUUAAUCACUUUCGACACUCACUUCGUCUCAAAACUGAUCCAGAUCGGCCGCUAUGAAAAUUCCGAAAUUGCGGCGGAGAGCGUAUUGCGAAAUAUGCCAAAAACGUCUCAAACGCGGCGUUUUCACGAAAAUUUCGAUGUUUUCUCUCUUUAAUGUCUCCUCUUUCGUCGCUAUCAAACACAAAAAUAUCGGAAAAGUGCUGAAAUUGCGGCAAUUUUCAGAAAACGCGUCUCAGAUUAGGCCACGCCCCUUUCUACACUUUUGGUCGCCGUGAUUUCUUAACAUUUUCGGUCCUAAGCCCUAUUUUUAAACGUUUAGCGAAAGCCUCGUGUCGAAAGAACUCUGGAAUUUGUGAUCGCCACGCGUCGUGCCACAUCGUGCUGGACAUUUGUGAUUGUAAGACCGGAUACACGGGCGACGGAAUCACUUGUCACGAUGUGAACGAGUGUGACGCCAAGGAGAAGCCGUGCGCCGACGGAGGACGCUGUCUCAACCUCGACGGUGGAUAUGUGUGCUGUGAAGAGGGUCAGGACGAUGGAGAGUGCAUUAGAGGUGAGCGGAGUGCUGGAUUCGGGUUCUGGGCGCGUUGGGGAACCCUCGAAUUUUCCAGAUCAAGGCGCAUUCUGCUCCGGCGGUUGCGGCGACAACGCAGUUUGCUCCAACGCCACGUGCGCCUGCAUCGACGGCUUCCGAGGCGAUCCACAAAAGAAAUGUGCGGAUGUGAACGAGUGCGUGGAAAAUGAUCAAGUUUGCGGCGGCGUCGGCGACCGGUGCGUCAACCUUUUCGGCGGUUUCAAGUGCUGCCAACAUGGAUCCACGGACGCGGAGUGCUCGGAUUCGGCCUUCUCCUCGGACUCCUCCACCAUUUCGAGCCAUGGCGCGGAUUUCACGACGACCGGCGAGCAGCUCAUCCAAAACGCCGGCUCAAUCCAGACAUCCUCGGGCGGCACAAUCACCGUAACCCGCGGUGUCAUCCCGAAAAACGUUGAACUGACGACUUCCGGAAAACUCGCUUGCACCUCGUAUUGUCCGGCCAACUCGGAGUGUUUGGACGGCUUCUGCGAGUGCGUCAAGGGUUACGGUGGAAAUGCGUUGGUCGGGUGUGAGGAUGUGGACGAGUGCAUCACCGAAACGUGCAAUACCGACGAGAACGAGUGGUGCGUCAAUUUGGACGGCGGCUUCGUGUGCUGCAAUCCGAGCAAUGCUACUCAUGACGAUUGUUUGGGUGAGUUUCAGGCAAUCAACAUUUUCUGGAACACGUUUUUCAAAUUGUCCAAUUCCAGGCCUCGAAAUCACCCGCGAAAAGGGUCUGCAGGUGAUCGGCGUGAACGAGGAAGGCACGAUCGUGGCGACGCGUUCGAACGACUCGACAAUCGACGAACUCAUCACCGAAACCACGACAACUUCGCGGAACCAUUCGUCCGGCCAGAUCAUCUACACACGUGGCAAAGUUUCGCAGGGCGAGGCCGUCACUCAGGCCAUCCGUCCGACCGAUUCCGAUCAAUUCGGGCUCGAGAUCUCGGCCGCCGAUUUGGCUGGAAGUGGUUCCGGAAUUCUACUGUUGACGACGCCGACGACGAUCAAAUUGGAAGGAUCCGGCAGAAAGGACAUGGGCGUUUGGACGGAGGAGGACGAUGGAGAGGAUGAGGACCUGAUGGAGGAGGGAUCCGGCGGCUCGUGGAGCACCACACUCAACGGAACCGGAUUUACGGGCGCGCCGAGGUCGGAGGGCACGAUCCGGGUGAGAAUUACCACGUUGGGCGAGGAUUCCGAGGUGGAGACGGCCACGAAGGCCGGAGUUACGGCUCCUGCAAACGGAUCUGGAUCUUCUGGAGCCACUAAGACAUCUGGAGAGUCUUCCACGUCUUCUGGAAGUUCUUCUGGAUCCUCAGGAUCUUCAACAUCUUCUGGAACAUCAGCCACCUCAUCAGGCAAAGAAUCUGGAGUGUCCGGAAAUUCCACGUCUUCUGGAGAAGGAUCAGGAUCUUCCGGAGUGUCUGCCACGUCAUCUGUGAAAGAAUCUGGAUCUUCUGGAUCUUCGACGUCAUCUGGAGAAGGGUCUGGAACCACCACGACUACUGGAGAGUCUGGAUCUUCGGGAUCGUCUUCUGGAAGUUCUUCUGGAUCUGCCACAUCAUCUGGAGAGGGUUCUGGAAGCAUAACGACAUCUGAAGAGUCAGUCACAAAAGAAUUGGGAUCUUCUGGAUCCGUGACGUCUUCUGGAAAAGCAGCUGGAGCCACGUCAUCUGUUAAAGAGUCUGGAUCUUCCGGAUCAACUUCUGGAGGCUCAUCCGGAUCUGCCACGUCAUCUGGUGAGGGAUCAGGAUCUUCUGGAGCCACCAAGACAUCUGGAGAAUCGCCCACGUCUUCUGGAAGUUCUUCUGGAGCAUCGGGAAGAUCCACAUCGUCCGGGGAAGGUUCAGUUCCUUCUGGAGUCACGACGACUUCUGGAAAGGAUUCUGAAGAAUCUACCACGUCAUCUGGCAAAGAAUCUGGAUCUUCUGAAACCUCCAAACCAUCUGGAAACGACGAGAAACUUGGCGUCUCGAAAGAAGGACAAGAAUCGACGUCUUCUGGAGCGAGUGCCACGUCAUCAGGCGUUCCAGAAGGAUCUGGCGACGGCGAGUGGUUUGAAACUGGCUCCAAGGGACAUUUCGAAUCGGGAUCCAAGGUUACGGUCACUUCUGGAAAGGGAACGAAUCCUGAGCCGACGGGAACGUCUCCAACUUCUGGGACCAUCAUCAAAACUCCAGAGGACAAGCCUCAGAUCACCACCGACGACGAGGAUUCAUCGUCGACGACUUCUGGCGGCGAGAAAAGUCCGAAGAGCGAUUCGAAGGGUGAGAAGCCGAAAACGAAUGAGAAAGAUGCGGAAAUCGAUGGAUCCGGAGAGCCGACGUCUUCUGAAAAGCCUUCUGAAGGCGCGCAAACCUCGGAGAAGCCGUCAGGACCUUCGGAACAGCCGGAAGAAGGAUCGGGCAUUCUUACGAUCAAUUCUGGUGGCAAGAACACCACUUUCGAGCGGGGAACCAAACUGGACAAGGUUGAACCGGAGGGAAAAGAUGGGAAUAAGUCGGGCGAAGAAGAUUCUGGAGUCGGAUUGGAAAUCAGUGCUGGAGAGAAGAAGGAGCCGGGUUCCUCGAAAGAAGUCGGAUUGGAAAUUGUGUGGGAGUCUACCACGACCGCCGCCACACCGGAUUCUGAAAUUGUAGGUCAUCGGACGGCUUUUUCGAACAGAAACAUGCCUCAAAACAUGUUCAGCAAUCCGAUAAUCCUCUAAAUUUCAGGUUGGCCUCGAAAUUUCCGGAACCGACCUCACGAAAAGCACGAAACUGCCAAUUGAGGGCUCCGGAACUGGCGACGAGGAAAUCAGUGAGUUCCGCCUGAAUAUUCACCCGGUCGAUGCACCAUGUUACAGCUGCCACGACUCGGGACGUCUCGAAGAGCACGAAGAAGCCGCCACGUGUCGAGAUUGACGGAGGGGACAACGGAGAGACGGAAGGCGUCGACGGAAAAGCCACGUCACCGGCGCCGGUCUCUCCGGAAGGUGGAUCCGGGUCCGGAGAGCUUCCAGAUGCUUCUGAAGGUUCUGGAGAGUCUACCGUGGCUCCGACCACGUCUACAGAGUCUUCGGAAUCCUCAACGACAACUUCAGAAGGCGUUUCAUCAACGUCUUCUGCUCCUGCUCCCGUUUCCACGUCAUCUGCUUCUGCUACAACAACUUCUGAAGUCGAAGGGUCUGGAACGUCAUCAUUGGCUCCAGAAGUCCCGGAAUCUUCUACCGAAGCGCCUACAUCUUCAGAAUCGCCCGAGGAAGGCUCUGCAACUUCUCCUGCAGUCUCCGAGGCUCCAGAAUCCACGACAACCACUCCGACUGUGGCGCCGGCCACAAUUCAGCACCGCGAAGAGCCCACGCCGACCAAAGACACGUUUGCUCUUCCGACGACGACGACCGCGGCGCCGAGCAACGAGACUAUGUGAGUUUGCGAUCGAAAAUGAAGAAAAGUGUUUUGUUUUUGUGUUUUUGCAGUGAAAACACAAAGUGUACGAGCAGCGACGAGUGCGGAAUGGAUGCUCUAUGCGAGAGAAGAACCGGAGUGUGUCGAUGCGAACCCGGAUUCGAAGGAGCUCCGCCCAAGAAGGCUUGUGUCGGUGAGUUGGGGGGGGGGGGACGAAAACAUGCUGAAGAGUUAACUGUUGUCACCACCGUAAUCCUUUGCAGACGUGGACGAGUGUGCGACGGGUGACCACAAGUGCCACGAGUCGGCGCGUUGCCAGAACUACAUUGGCGGCUACUCGUGCUUCUGCCCGACCGGCUUCCGCAAAACCGACGCCGGUUCGUGCGACGACAUUGACGAGUGCACCGAGCACAAUUCCACGUGUUGCGGCGCCAACGCGCAGUGCGUCAACAAGCCGGGCACGUAUUCGUGCGAAUGCGAGCACGGAUUCCUCGGCGACGGCUAUCAUUGUGUGGCGAGCACGAAGAAGCCGUGCGACUCGGAGCAAGUGCUCAAGAGCCACUGCGCCGAGAGCAAUAUGGCGUGUGAAGUGGAGACGUCGACGGGCGCCGUCGAGUGUAGGCAAUGUAUGAGUGGGUAUCGGAAAGUCGGUGCCACGUGUGAAGACGUCAACGAAUGCGACGCUUCGCCGGCUCCAUGCGCGGCCAACGCGAAUUGCGUCAAUCUCAACGGAACGUUCUCGUGCUCCUGCAAACCCGGAUUCCGGGGCGACGGCUUCCAGUGCCUGGACAUCAACGAGUGUGACGAGAAGCAUCCGUGCCACCCACACGCGGAAUGCACCAACACCGACGGCGCCUUCUCCUGCCAAUGCCACGCCGGAUUCGAGGGCGACGGCGUCAAAAAGUGCACGAAUCCGUUGGAGCGCAGUUGUGAAGACGUCGAAAAGUUCUGCGGACGGACCGAGCACGUCUCCUGUCUCAGCGUCCGCAUCUACAACGGAUCGCUGUCGUCGGUGUGCGAGUGUGAACCCGGAUUCCGGUUUGAUAAGACCAAAAAUGCGUGUGUGGACGUGGACGAGUGCGACGAGAAUCGCAACAAUUGCGAUCCGGCGUCGGCGGUCUGCGUCAACACCGAAGGAUCGUUCAGAUGCGAGUGUGCCGAGGGAUACGAGGGCGAAGGAGGCGUUUGUACUGGUGAGUCGUCAGAGUUCUCUUUCAAAACAUGGUUUUGUUUCGGUUCAGACAUUGACGAAUGCGAUCGUGGAAUGGCCGGCUGCGACAGUAUGGCAAUGUGCAUCAACCGAAUGGGCUCUUGCGGAUGCAAAUGCAUGGCCGGAUACACUGGCGACGGCGCACAUUGUACCAGUAAGUACAGCACUAGUUUUUUGUCCAAGAAACAUGUUCCAAGACACUUUUUUUCACCCCAAACCAUUCCAGAAAUCGAGGAAGCGCUCAAAUCCGACAAAACCGCGUGCACCGACGAGUGGUCGCGUCUGUGUGAGCUCGAAAAGAAGCAGUGCACGGUGGACGAGGAGGAGGUGCCUCAGUGCGGAGCGUGUCUUCCGGGACACCAUCCGAUCAACGGAACCUGUCAAUCUCUCCAGAUUUCCGGUCUUUGCGCCCAUAAAAACGACUGUAACCAGCACGCGGAGUGCAUUGACAUUCUGCCCGAUUCGCACUUUUGCAGCUGUCCCGACGGCUUCAUCGGCGACGGAAUGAUGUGUGAUGGUAAGAGGAGUAUCAAACGAGACCUAUAAUAUCGAAAUAUUGUAGACGUGGACGAGUGCACGAACGCGGGAAUGUGCGAGGACAAGAAUUCGCAGUGCGAGAACACGGUCGGCUCGUUCAAAUGCGUCUGUAACGACGGAUUCAAGAAGGAGGCGGAUGUCUGUGUGGCCGAGAAGCCGAAUCGGACCAAAAUUGAGACGGACGAUGAGAACUUCGAAUCCAUGUCUUCUGGCGCCGAGAAACCGGCGACGAAGAGCGCUUCUGAACCUCCAGAGGCUACUACGGUGUCUUCGACGACAUCUGAAGCCACCACCACCUCAUCUGGAACCUCUCAAGCUCCAGAAGCCAGCAAAGGUACAAAAACGUCUUCUGCAUCCACGUCGUCUGUUCCUAUCACGUCUUCUGAAGCACCAGUCACGUCGUCCGAGUCUCCAGAACUCACCACGUCGUCUGUCAAGAGUUCUGAAGCUCCAGAAUCCACCACAAGUCUGUCUGAAGUUGUCACGUCAUCAGAGUCCACCGUGUCAACGUCCUCGUCUUCUGAAGCUCCAGAAGGUGUCAGCACGUCUUCUGAAGCACCAGCUACAUCGUCCGAGUCCUCAGAAGCUCCAGAAUCCAUCACGCGUCCGUCUGAAGUUGUCACAUCAUCAGAGUCCACCGUGUCAUCGUCCACGUCUUCAGAAGCCCCAGAAGUCACUUCAACGUCUUCUGAAUUCACAGUGUCAUCGUCCAAAGCUCCAGAAAGUGUCACAACGUCUUCUGAAGCUACCACGUUGUCUUCAAAGGCUCCAGAGGCCUCCACAAAGUCAUCUGAAGCACCUCUAUCAUCGUCCACGUCUUCUGAAGCCCCAGACGUCACUGAGACGUCUUCUGAAGCACCAGCGUCAUCGUCCAAAGCUCCAGAAGUUCCUGCCACAUCAUCUGCAACGCCCACGUCUUCUAAAUCAUCAUCUGAAGGCACUACCGUCUCGUCAGUGGCUCCAGAAGCCACAACAUCUUCAACAGAAGCCACGAAAGGUACCACAACGUCUUCUGAAUUUGUCACCUCGUCCGGCACGCCUUCUGGUGCUUCUAAAGCGUCAGAAGCCACCACAACUGUAUCGUCCAAGGCUCCAGAAGCUUCCACGUCAUCCGUCACAGUGUCCACGGCUCCAGAAGCCGUCACAAAGGCUUCUGAAGCACCUGCAACGUCUUCUGAAUCUGUCACAUCAUCUGUCACGUCUUCUAAAGCUCCAGAAGCUUCCACGUCAUCUGUCACAGUGUCCACGGCUCCAGAAGCCGUCACAAAGUCUUCUGAAACUCCAGAAACUAGCACUGUGCAGUCGAAAUCGUCUUCCGAAGCUCCAGAAGCGUCCACGUCAUCUGUCACGUUUUCUGCAUCUCCAGAACCUAUCACAAAAGCUCCAGAAGCCACGAGCACCACUUCUGAAACUGGUACGUCGUCCGAAUCUGUCACCACAACGUCUUCUCAAGCACCUUUGUCAUCGUCCGAAGCUCCAGAAGUUUCCACGUCAUCUGUCACGUCUUCUCAAGCACCUGUGUUCUUGGUAACGUCUACUGCACCGUCAGAAGCCACUACAACGUCUUCUGUGGCUGAAGUCGCCGCCGAGUCAUCUGAAUCACCGUUGGAAUCCGGAAAAGCGACGACGGAAGAUCCACUCACUGUGUCCGUUCGAAUUCAUGAGCUCACCACGGUUUCUGAAGCCUCAAAGGCUCCAGAAUCUACGACGACGUCUUCUGAACAGCCUUCUACACCAAGUACGUCUUCUGUCACCGCUUCUGAAGUUGUGACGUCUUCUAAUGUUGUCACAAAGCUUGAUAGAGGUCAAAAAGUCAAAACCACCACCUCCCCGAGCAUUGUCACGUCGUCUGAAGCACCUUUGUCAUCGUCCAAGCGUCCAGAAGUUGAAACUACCGCUUCUUCUGAAAGUGUCACGUCUUCUGAAGGUUCAGUGUCACCGUCUAAGGCUUUAGAAGCUCCCACAAAGACUUCUGGAAUUGUCACGUCAUCAAAAUCAUCUGUGUUGUCAUCCACGCCUUCAGGAACCACAAAGAAGGCUUCUGAAGCCACCACGCCUUCUGAAGGUGUGUUCACGUCUCCAGAAAGUGCCACGUCUUUUGUCUCGUCCACCAAUGGUCUACCAGAACCUUCCAAAGCUUCUGGAACCAUUGUCACGUCUUCUGCCAUCUCAACUGUACCGUCCAAAACUCCAGAAGCUUCCACAACGUCUUCUGUGUCGUCCACAGCUUCUGAAACUUCCACGUCGUCUGUCACGUCUUCUGGAGCUCCAGAUUUGAGCACUGUACAGUCCAGCACAUCGAAAGCGCUGUCCAAUACAACUUCUGAAACGUCUGAAGCUCCAGAAGUUUUCACGUCAUCUGUCAAGUCUUCUAAAGCACCGUCCACGUCUCCAGAAGGUGCCAGGUCUUCUGAAACCACCACGUUGUCUUCGAAGGCUUCAGAAGCCACCACAAGUUCGUCUAAAGUUGUCACGUCAUCUGUCACGUCUUCUAAAGCACCAGUGUCAUCGUCCAAACCGUCAAAGUCUCCAGAAGUCACCACCACCUCAACUUCUGGAUCUGUCACGUCUUCUGGAGCUUCUACCACUGUCAAACCGUCUGAAUCCACAGUGUCGGCGUCUAGAGCUUCACCAGGUGUCACGACGUCUUCUGAAUUUAUCACAUCAUCUGUCAUGUCUUCCGGAGCUCCAAAAGCUUCUCCAGAAACUUCCACGACAUCUGUCACUGCGUCCAAAGCACCACAAGCCGUCACAAAGACGUCUGAAGCUCCAGAAUCAAACACUGUGCAGUCAAAAUCGUCCUCACCGGCUCCAAAAGCGUCCACCUCAUCUGUCACGUCUUCUGAAGAACCAGUCUCAUUGUCCAAAGCUCCAGAACCGUCCACGACGUCUUCUGGAUCUGUCGCGUCAUCUGUCACGUCUUCUGAAGCUCCUAAAAGCCCAGAAGCCACCACCACUGUAUCGUCCAGAGCUCCAGAAGCUUCCACGUCAUCUGUCACAGUGUCCAAGGCCCCAGAAGCCAUCACAAAGUCUUCUGAAACUCCAGAAACUAGCACUGUGCAGUCCACGACUUCAAAAACCACCAAAAAGUCGUCCACGUCAUCUGUCACAGCUUCUGAAGCAUCAGUGCCAUUGUCCAAAGUGCCGGAAGCUUCCACCACGUCUUCUGGAUCUGUCACAUCAUCUGUCACGUCUUCUGAACCUUCAGAAUCAAGCACAACGUCUUUAGUGUCAUCGUCCGCGUCUCCAGAUGUCAUUGUCACGUCUUCAACGUCUUCUGGAGAUGUCACGUCCUCGUCGGCUCCAGAAGCCACCACCACCACGUCUUCUGGAACGCCACGUGUCCGUCUCAUCACCGGAACCCCACCGGAUGACGUCCUCACCUCGUCCACUCUCACUGUGCCACGUCAGCAACAACAUCGUCAAAAUGUCACGUCUUCAGAAUCCACGUCGACUUCUCCGCAUCCGCCGCCGACUACGACGACGACGACGACGUCUUCUUCUCAACAGACCACCACGUCUUCAGGUGAGAAUUUUCGAACGUUUUAGCAUGGAAAGCAUGAUUAUCGAUUGAUUUUAUUGACUUUCUCGACAAACUGAUACGUUUUUUGAAUGAAACACUAACCGCUCCGGGUGGCAGGUAACCUCCGAGGACCGCCGAGCAUCCAACCGCCACCGGAACUCCGAACGUCGACCACCGAAGCCCCGCCUACGAAUAACGGAGGGUACGGCGAGGAGAGUAAUCUGGAAGAAGAAGUCGUCCCCACCACCACCACCACAGAAGCUCGUGAGUUGAGGGAAUUGGCAUGAUUUGCAUGAAAACUCGAAUUUUGAUCGAUUUGGUUCUGAAAUUUGAGUUGCUCACGUCGAAAUCUUUCUUCAUUCAUUUUUGAUUUCCGAGCCAUCUAACUUGCCAGUUAUUCUCGAGAUGAAGGAGUGAAAACUGACCAGCGCCGCAUGGAGAACACCGAAAUGACCACCCCCAAACCGUUCUAAACUUGCAUUUUCAGCGGCGUCUCUCUGCGCCAACAUCACGUGCCACUCCCUGGCCACUUGUGAACCAUCCUCGGGCACGUGCAUCUGUCGCGACGGCUUCAUCGGCGACGGACUCACGAGUUGCUCCAAAAAGAGCACCGCCGACUGCGUUUCGCUUCCGUCUCUGUGCGCCGAAAACGCCAAGUGCGACAACUCGACGCGGUCGUGCGAAUGUGAUCCGGGAUACAUUGGCGACGGAUACGUUUGUGGUCCGCAUCCGCAAGAUUGUGUGCUCCGCGCGAAUUUGUGCUCUCCGGAGGCGAUUUGUCAGAAUCGGAGGUGUCAAUGUCUGCCCGGAUUCACUGGCGACGGAGUCAAGUGCGUCAGCAUCCACGAGCGCGCCAGCAAUUGCUCACAAUGCGAUGCGAAUGCGCAUUGCGUGGGCGGUGCCACGUGUAAAUGCAAUGUAAGUUGUGAAAUCUGAAUCUUGGCAUCUAGUUUUUUUCUUUUUUUUCUAGUUUAUGAUUUUUUUGUACGACCACUCCCUGGAGUACUGUAAUUGCUUGAAGUUAUGACCAGUUCAACGACCACGCAUUUCAAUACCAAUUUCCAAGCGCUACAGUACUCCAGGAAGUGAUCGUAGAGAAAAAUGAUCAACUACAAAAAAACAGUACACGGUAUGAAGAUAUCCCAAAAAAAUUUCUAGAGCUCCCGGACCUCUUUCAAGCUUACACUACACUCUCAAAGUUCGCCAUUUUUCUACAACUAUUCUAUCUUCGCACUUUUCAGCCCGGCUACUUUGGCAACGGUCUCUGCUGCGUGCCGGACCCUCUCGACUGCGUCCACUUCACCGGAAUCUGUCAUCCGAACGCCGUGUGCAACCAGGAUUCGCGCCAAUGCGAGUGCUCUUCCGGUUUUUCCGGAAACGGCGUUUCGUGCUUCCCGCAAAAGUCGUGCCGCACUGACAAGUCGGUGUGCGCCAGGAAUGCGAUUUGUCUGCCGACUGGCAACUGUAUCUGCCGUCACGGCUUCAAGGGAGACCCGUUCUACAAGUGCGAGAGUCUCGUCGCCAAAGGUUUGUGGUUUAAGCGCGACCUUUUGUGUCUAACCAAUCCACUUUCAGACCCGGGUAACGGUCACGACCUGUCCGACGUCAGCUCGUGCCUCACCCCGUGUGACUCCGCCACGCAACUCUGCAUUUCUGGAGAAUGCCUCUGCAAACCGGGCUUCCGCUCCAACCAAAACACCACCGAAUCCCGGUGCCAGGACGUUGACGAGUGCUUUGAGAAAUCGCACAAAUGCGAUCGGGUGGCCAAGUGUCAGAACACGUUCGGAUCGCACGUAUGCACGUGUCCCGACGGUCAUGUCGGCGAUGGAACCACUUGUGUGCCACACGUCAAUCAGGGCAAACUUUCGGGUUGGUUAUCGAAAUCCUUGAUUGAUUUGACAUACAUCUGGCCCGCACAAGGGGGAUUGAAUGCUGAAAGCAUCAAAUGAUGCAUGUCAAAUGAUUCUCUGUAAAAAAAAUCACUUUUCAGUGUACUGCGAAGCGGACGGAAUGACACUGGUGCUGGGCAACGAGACCGACGAUUUCGAGGGCAAGAUCUUCGUGAAGGGACAGGCCGAGAAUCCGCACUGCUCCAAAACGUUCAGCUCACUGCUCAACUCGCACAAACCCUACGUUUUCAAGGUCGCCUUCCAGCACUGUGAUGUUCAACUUUUGGAAAAUGUGCGUUUUUCGCGUUCUGCUAUUGUUUUUGUUCAACAAUCGGCUUGUUUCAGCAUACGAUGGCGUCGACAGUCGUUGUUCAGAAGCACGCAAUGUUCUUGACGAACAAGGCCGAUUCCUACGACCUUCGUUGUCAGUAUCCGAUCGGAUCGCGUGCGGUCGAGUCGCACGUGAACGUGUCCGAACUCGCGACCACCUCGACUCUGACGGACAAAAACUCGACGCUCGCGCCGAUUUGUCGAUUGUCGGUCUCCAAUGACAAGCAGUUGUCGAUCAGUUCGGCGACCGUCGGAGACACCCUCAAAUUGGCGUUGGAAGUGACGCCAGCCGACAACUUUGGCAUUUUGCCCCGAAAUUGUUUUGCGGUCAACAUUGAGAGCGGCGAGCGGUACACUUUGACCGACGAAUCCGGAUGCGCCAUCGACGAAUCGUUGUUCCCGCAGUGGUCUGUCGCCACGUCGUCAAAGGUUCAGGCUGUGUUUAGGUACGUUCGGAACGAGUUUUGACUCAAAAUGACCUCAUAACCGCUUUUUUCUUUUUGCAGAACCUUCAAAUGGCCCGACUCGUCGAUGAUCCGCUUCCAGUGCGACUGUGCUCCGUGCGUCGGACAGUGCUCGACGCCGUCGUGCAUUUCGACGGCCAGAUUCAGAAGACAUCACACGCCGACGGUCGUGAUGAACGACGAGAUCCGGCAGGAACUCGUGCUGGUGAGUGGGGGCCUAGAACUUGAGGCCUGUGGACUAGCAUUCCAAAGAUUCCUAGCUUCCGAGAAGUUGGACCUUGGUCUAGAAACUUAGGCCAUGGCCUAGAAUUCCAAGAAUUUUGUUCUAGGCCCAGGCGGCGGCCUAACAUCCCAAUUUCAACACAUUUCUCUUCCAGAUGACCGGCGUCGAAUCGCUUGCCGUCUCGUCGAUCAUCAACGUGCACGACUCGGCAGAAAUGACGUCUUCAGAAGACCCGGAAGACGUCGGCCUUCAGAUGACGUCAUCCGAGUCGAUUUGCGUCCGAAUGGCUCCGUUGCUCGUCGCGCUCGGCUCUUUCGUCGUCUGCUCGGCGGUGCUCCUCUAUUUGUGCUCGAAAAAACCGAAAACCGUGGAGACGAGCUCGGAAAUUGGAUUUUAA
Molecule: messenger RNA, 15956 nt
Organism: Caenorhabditis sp. 36 PRJEB53466
Lineage: Eukaryota; Metazoa; Nematoda; Chromadorea; Rhabditida; Rhabditidae
Source: the annotation of a GenBank genome assembly